GGUAUCAUCGGCAUCAGCUUGAACCCAUCUGCUGUACAACGCUGGGUCAUGACGGCGCAUGAUCGUGCACGUUUUGCAGAUUCCUGUCUCCAGCUCUGUGGACUUGACGACUGCUCCCGUGAGGCUGAUGUGCUGCACAAAGAGUGUCAUCUGCCACGCAUGUCGAGAGAUGAGGAUGGUGUGCAACGUGUGGAGGCAACGAUAUGUUGGUGGUUCAACCCCUUUGGUGACGAAACGCUGGAUAGGGAUUCUGCCGACUUGGUCAACCUCUCGUCUGGUUUGAUGUGCUCCGAGCAGACCACGAAGGACUUGCUUGAAGCAGAACAGCAGGGAAAGGAAGCAUUUCAAAGAUUCAUCAAGAAUCGCGUUGUCGACCAGUGUGACAAGUUCCACGACCCCAUCCAGAAGCUGAAGCUAAGCACGUUUACCGUCCGCAAGGAGCGUACCACCACCCGUAGUGCGUUGAAGGUAGCAGUGCUCAAGGCGGAUUGUGCCCUGUUCAGUAAGAUGGCUGUUAUUGCCCAGCUGCGUCAUCUUGACAUUCGUGAGGUUCUUGCAUAUCCGCUUUCAGCUGCGCCCUUGUCGCUAUGCACUGCAGAAGGCACCAUGGUGAAAACAAACAAGGCCGCACUGUUGCAGCUCCUCAGCAAGACGGAUUGUACCAGCCAUGAGCCAGCACCUCCAUCUUCGGCUGCGUUAAUCGUCGACGCCAUGGCUCUGCUACGGACCCUGAAGCCGACUUCCUUGCCAGGUACGCUCGGAGAACUGGCAAAGCAUGUGUUUAUAUGCCUCGCGAGGAAUUUCCCGCAGUUUCGCCGAAUCGACUUUGUAGCUGAUACGUAUCCAGAAUACUCCAUCAAAGAUGUUGAGCGAAGUCGACGAGCGCAAUCGCAUGGUGAGAUCCGGCUAAGAAUCUCAAGUGGACAGCAGCACACGCCGAAGCAAUGGGCUAAGUUCUUGUCAAGUGGCAGCAGCAAGACUGAGCUUGUUAGCUUCCUUGUUACGGAAUGGUCCACCGAUGCCUACGCCAGCCACCUGAAAGCUAGACAGCUGUACGCAACAGACGGUAUCAGCUGCGUCAAGCUAGUGUCACCUGAUGGCCUCACCACCACAGCAACAUAGUGCUUACGGCUGAACUGCUCACAUGAAGAGGCAGACACUCGGCUUCUGCUGCACGCUCGUGAUGCUUGUACAGAAGGCUAUACUUCGGUCACGAUCAAGUCGCCGGACACGGACGUAGCGGUUCUGGGUUGCGGACUGAGCCACCGCUUUCCUGACAGUAUGAAGCUCCUGUUUCUGCCUGGUUCUAGGAGCAAAGUCCUGCUCCUGAAUCUCUCAAAGAUUGGCUCUGCGCUAGGCACUUCCGUGUGUGACGCACUGAUCGGCAUGCAUGCCUUUACCGGGUGUGAUACGGUCAGUGCGUUCCACGGAAAGGGCAAGACCAGCGCUUAUCAGCUCCUGACCAGUGAUGGAAGCAAGGGAGACCUGGCACGAAGUUCAAUGGCCGAACUUGGCAAAGCCUUCAACCCGCUGUCAGCAGGCGCCAUGGCAGAAAUCGAGCGGUUUGUCUGCAUGCUGUAUGGCCGGUCAAACCAGUCAAGCGUUAACAGCUUACGGUACGAGUUGUUUUGCUUGCUGGAUAACGCCAAGGAUUCGAGCAGACUGCCCCCAUGCCACGAUGCUCUGCGUAAACACGCAGCAAGGGCCAACUUCCAGGCGGCUGUUUGGUGAGGUGCUCUAGAAGCCCAGCCCCCUGUCCCUGAAGCGUACGCUGGAAGCCAUGGUUGGCAGCUGUCCAAUGGCCAGCUGCGCAUUGAUUGGCUCUCGGUAGCUGCAGCACCACAAGCAAUCUUGGAAUUUGUGAAGUGUUCCUGCAAGACCGGCUGCCAAGGGAAUAGAUGCUCAUGCCGCAGCCAAUCCCUUCCCUGCACGGAUGUUUGUGGAUGCAGUAGCGAGUGUAGCAACCGCGAGGAGUCAGGUCAUCCCAUAAUUCAAGAAGAUGACGACACUGUCCAGUAGCCGUUGGAUUACUACACAUGCCUGGUCCAAGACCUCCAUCACCACAGCUGUCAUCGUGUUGCAGCAUUGGUGUAACAUUUCUAUCUGUUUAACUGCCUACAGACUGUACUUGCCCUGGCAACCUGGUAGGCCCAUUCGAUCAUGCCACACACUCUUUCCACACUGUUUACUUGUAUAUUUUCAUGUUGAUAACAAUCACAGAAUAAUAUCUGUAAUGAGCCUAAGUGAACUGCAGUAGUCGUUGUCUUCCGUGAUGUCUCCUCUGAUACUGAUACUCUGGCUGGCUAUGUUAUGUGUAAUUCAAAGUACAUCAGACUCUAGGGUACAGUUUACGGAUUCUGGUAAUGUACAUCAUGUAUUACUAAUCUAUCUGUAGUGUGUGCAGCCAUGCAUUCCAACUGCAAAACUUUGAGAGACGACCUAUUGAUUUGAUGCCAGUAGUCCAGUUACUCGAGGACAAUGACUAUCAUGCAUUGUUUGUUCUUUCUCUCUCCAACCAUUUCUUGUUUUCAAGUUCUUUUCUCUGAUCGCUGUGUCUGAGCCCUGCUGCUGAGCUAUUGCCUGUGGCUGCUUGUACUCAAUCGUUGCCAUGCGUUUAAGCAGCUCAAUCAAUGCUAAUACAUGGCCAAUCGAAACGGUCUGUCCUCUGCAUUCAUGAAACGGGGCGUAGUGGUGCACCCAUUGCAUGAAAGUCUUUCCAGAUAAGUUAUUUCAAGGCAUGCUUCUAAUUCAUAAUAUAUAUAAUAUUCCAGGAUUGAUAACAUCAGUCCUACCCAUUGUUGUUGUUUCGUAAGAAUCGUAACUGUUUCUGCGCUAUUAUUACAGUGUUGCCAUGCUGUUGCUAUGAUGUUUGUUCUUGGUUACCAUGGUAACCAAGUUCGAAAAAUGCUCUGGGGUGCAUCAAAUAUUUUAUGUAGUUGCUUGGCAGAUAGACAUUGAAUUUUCCGGGAUGAAAGUAAUAGAAACUCGAUUUUUGUGGUCAGUUGCCAUGGUAACU
Molecule: messenger RNA, 3016 nt
Organism: Sycon ciliatum
Lineage: Eukaryota; Metazoa; Porifera; Calcarea; Leucosolenida; Sycettidae
Exons: 2
Coding region: 49-1122 (357 amino acids)
Source: RefSeq, a predicted model, not a curated record